CUUACCAAGGCAGAAAGAUGUCAGGUGGCAUGGUUGAAAGUGAAUCAUCAUGGAAUAUCAUGGGAGGAUGGAUUAAUUCCACACAGCAUGGCUAGGAGUUUGAUUACAAAGGCGGUGAUGGGUACAACUGCAACCGAUGAUGAAAUUCUCGUGUACGUCAAGGGAUGUGAGAAACGAGAAUGGUUGCGUGAUUUACUUCUGGACGAGGCGAGACAGGAAGUUUACGUCGAGAAUAUCGAGACGCAUUACGAAGACAUAGAACCUCUAAACAAGUUGGACAUUAUGUACACUUUACGAUGUCAGAAUCAUGUGAACAACUGUGCUUUACAAAAUGUAUUUAAGCUGUUUAAUUGGUGGUCUAAGAAUAAAAAUUAUAUAUUGAAAAAAUAA
Monomorium pharaonis (pharaoh ant) is the source of this 390-nucleotide messenger RNA. RefSeq lists its product as uncharacterized. Bases 88 to 390 code for a protein of 100 amino acids. Lineage: Eukaryota; Metazoa; Arthropoda; Insecta; Hymenoptera; Formicidae. The record is from RefSeq and is a predicted model, not a curated record. The transcript is spliced from 3 exons.